Hibiscus syriacus is the source of this 2174-nucleotide messenger RNA. RefSeq names its product pentatricopeptide repeat-containing protein At2g02980, chloroplastic-like. Lineage: Eukaryota; Viridiplantae; Streptophyta; Magnoliopsida; Malvales; Malvaceae. The transcript has 2 exons. Gene Ontology annotation, biological process: RNA modification. The record is from RefSeq and is a predicted model, not a curated record. The coding region runs from base 84 to 1904 and encodes 606 amino acids. Gene Ontology annotation, molecular function: zinc ion binding; protein binding; RNA binding.
GCUCUUAUCUUUAUUUGCUUUGGCUUCCCUCCACAAACCUUUGAAGCAAAAAUAUUUCCACGUUCUGCCAUUUAUUUCCUGCAAUGGCAACUGCUCCAUCUCCAGUAACUUCAAUUUCUCUUCCAAAGUCAAAAUUCAAUCAGAAAUUCUCAAGAACUGAACCCUUAAAUCCACCACAAAAUCCUAUCUCUCUUCUAUCCCAAUGCACCUCGUUGAAAGAACUAAGGCAAAUCCAAGCCUUUGCAAUCAAAACCCAUCUCCAAAAUGACCUCACUUUCCUCACCAAGUUCAUCAAUUUCUGCACCAAGAACCCAACUUCUACCUCCAUGGAAUACGCCCACAAACUGUUUGACAAUAUAUCCCAACCUGAUGUUGUCCUUUUCAAUACCAUGGCCCGUGGGUAUUCACGUUCCAAUACCCCAAUCCAAGCCAUUCCCCUCUUUUCUCAGCUUCUAUCCUCCAGCUUCCUGCCUGAUGACUACACCUUCCCUUCUGUUCUUAAAGCUUGUUCAAGUGCUAAAGCCUUGGAUGAAGGUAAACAAAUUCAUUGCCUUGCCAUUAAACUUGGGUUUAGUCAUAACAUCUACAUAUGUCCCAGCCUUAUUAGUAUGUAUACUGAGUGUAAUGAUGUGGAUUCAGCUCGCAGAGUCUUCGAUAAGAUGUUGGAUCCUUGUGUUAUUUCUUACAAUGCUAUUAUUACUGGUUACGCAAAAUGUAGCAGACCGAAUGAGGCACUGUCGUUGUUUCGUGAAUUGCAAGUUAGAAGUUUGAAGCCUACGGAUGUUACUAUGUUAAGUGUUCUCUCUUGUUGUUCUUUGUUAGGAGCGUUGGAUUUGGGGAAGUGGAUACAUGAAUAUGUUAAAAAACAUGGGUUUGAUAAGUAUAUCAAAGUAAGCACCGCGCUUAUUGAUAUGUAUGCCAAGUGUGGGAGCUUGGAGGAAGCAAUUUGUGUUUUUGAGAACAUGAACAUCAGGGAUACGGCCGCUUGGUCAGCAAUGAUUGUGGCAUAUGCAACUCAUGGGAAGGGUUAUAAAACCAUUGAAACGUUUGAAGAGAUGAGAAAGGAAGGCGUGCAACCCGAUGAGAUCACGUUUUUAGGUCUCUUAUAUGCUUGUAGUCAUAAUGGACUUCUGGAUGAAGGUUGGAGGUUUUUUUAUAGUAUGAUUGAUAAAUAUAGGAUCAUUCCGGGGAUCAAGCAUUAUGGAUGCAUGGUUGAUUUGCUUGCUCGAACAGGACACUUAGACGAGGCUUAUAAGUUCAUUGAUGAAUUGCCAAUCAAGCCUACCCCAAUAUUAUGGCGAACGUUGUUAGCUGCUUGUAGUAGUCACGGUGAUGUGGAAUUGGGAAAGAGGGUGAUUAAACGGAUUUUUGAGCUAGAUGACUCUCAUGGUGGAGAUUAUGUAAUCUUAUCAAACUUGUGUGCAAGAUCUGGGAGAUGGGAAGAUGUGGAUUUCCUAAGGAAAUUGAUGAAAGAUAAAGGGGUGGUAAAAGUUCCCGGUUGUAGCUCCAUAGAGGUGGACAACGUAGUGCAUGAAUUCUUCUCUGGGGACGGGGUGAAUUCUGUUUCAACAUCUCUUCAUAAGGCGCUUGAUGAGUUAAUGAAGGAAUUGAAGAUGGUUGGUUAUGUACCUGAUACUUCCCUAGUUUUUCAUGCGGAAAUGGGAGAAGAAGAGAAAGAAAUUUCACUUCGUUAUCAUAGUGAGAAGUUGGCCAUUGCUUAUGGACUCCUAAACACUCCCCCUGGAUCAACAAUUCGUGUAGUGAAAAACCUACGAGUGUGUGGGGAUUGCCAUGCUACUGCUAAGCUUAUAUCACAUAUCUUUGAUAGGCAGAUAAUACUGCGAGAUGUCCAGCGAUUCCAUCACUUCAGUGAUGGAAAGUGCUCUUGUGGUGAUUUCUGGUGAUAAUUUUGGUCUUUGGAAAAUGCUACGGUUAUGCAGCAUUACUGAAGUCUGAAGCUGCAAGAAGCUUAUCAAUGUUAUAUGAUUCUCAAACUCUUCAACCUUUAAUUAGUUGAGACAAAGGGAAAGCAGGCUGAACGGAGAGAAAGGAAAUGAAGUUGAAGUGUUUAGCCUUGAUUAAUCUUUUAGUCUUACAGUAUCUUGCAACUCUUGGUAUUUCAAAGGGUUUUGAUUUCUUCUACUUUGUUCAACAAGUGAGUCGUCUUAUUUUUA